CUUGCAACUGCACAACAACUGUGGCCAGGCCAAAGCAGCUGAAACAGAGCAAUCUUAUAGCACAGCUGAAGCUACUUAGGAAUCUAGCGAGGCACUGUAAAAAGGUAAACCUCUCUGUCUCUCUCUCAAACUCUCACCUCUGCCAGUUUCUUGCACCUCAUGGAGACAGACUUUUUUCUCCACCCACCACAGAAGCUGGCACCAGUUCAGCUCCAGCUUAGAAAACCAAGAAUAAGCCCCAGAAAGAGAGAGCAGCCCAUACUUAAUGGAUAGAUAAGACUUUUGGACAAGCUCUUUGAGACCACAGAUCUGCCCGUUCUGCAAAUGUGAUCUGGCUGGAGAUUUAUUAACUGCAGACUCAGCAGAAAUACGAAGAAAAAAAUCAGCUUUGAGUAAAUAUUAGUUACAAGGCAUUUCUCGAGAUGAGGGGAAGAAGCUCUUCGUUUAUUCUUAUGAUUGGUGCGACCUUGUUCUUUAGCCUUGCCUGUCAGGAUGAAGACACGUUUAUGGAAAGUGUGAAAACAGAGGAGGUUGAAAAGCCCAGGCCACCUCACUUUAUCUUCAUUAUGGUGGACGACCAGGGCUAUGGAGACAUUGGUUACCACGGCUCAGACAUCCACACUCCAGUAUUGGACCGGCUGGCAGCAGAGGGGGUUAAACUGGAAAAUUAUUAUGUCCAACCUAUCUGCUCACCCUCUCGCAGUCAACUCAUGACAGGGCGCUACCAAAUUCACACUGGACUUCAGCAUUCAAUCAUCCGCCCACGUCAACCGCUGUGCCUGCCCCCUGAUAGUCCCACCCUGCCAGAGCGUCUGGCUGAAGCUGGAUACGCCACACACAUGGUGGGUAAGUGGCACCUGGGCUUCUGCAGGACAAGCUGCUUGCCAACAGGACGUGGCUUUCAGAGUUUCCUGGGCACAUUGACUGGCAGUGGAGAUCAUUUCUCCUAUCAGAGCUGUGACGGGGCAGAGGCUUGUGGAUUUGACCUGCAUGAUGGAGACAGGCCUGCCUGGGAGAUGGCUGGAAACUACUCCACUCUCCUCUACAUAGACAGAGUGAAGCAGAUCUUGAAGAGACACGACCCACAUACACCACUCUUCCUCUAUCUCUCCCUUCAGGCAGCCCAUACACCGUUGCAGGUACCAGACCAUUUUCUUCACCUUUAUGAUUCCCAUCGCAAUCGUCUCAGGCGUCAUUAUGCAGCCAUGCUGAGCUGCCUGGACAGCGGGGUUGCACAAGUGGUCCAGGAACUAAAGACUCAAGGGCUCUAUGAAAACUCUGUACUCGUCUACUCUUCUGAUAACGGUGGGCAGCCACUCUCUGGGGGAAGCAACUGGCCACUGAGAGGUGGCAAAGGAACCUACUGGGAAGGGGGCAUUCGGGCUGUGGGCUUUGUCCACAGCCAACUUCUAAAGAAGAAAGGUAUAGUAAGCAGAGCACUGAUUCAUGUCUCUGACUGGUAUCCUACUUUACUGGGGCUUGCUGGAGCCCAGCAGUCCCACCAUGGCCUUGAUGGUCAUGAUGUUUGGGGAAGCAUCAGUGAAGGUCUUCCCUGUCCUCGCACUGAAAUUCUUUUCAACAUUGACCCAGUUUCUAGGAAAGCUGGGGAACCAUAUGACAAGGCAUUGAUACUCAAUGGCUUUGGGAUUUGGGACACAGCCGUGAGGGCAGCAUUGAGGGCUGGUGACUGGAAGUUGUUGACAGGAAAUGUGGGUGAUGGGGACUGGAUACCACCACAAGCACUUCCUGGUGGUCCAGAACGUUGGAAGAAACUUGAGAAGAGACGCAAUAAGCUGGUGAAGUCAGUGUGGCUUUUUAAUGUCAGUGCAGACCCGUACGAGAGAUAUGAUUUGGCAGAAGCUCGUCCAGAGGUAGUAAAACAUCUGAUGACCAGGCUGGCAGAGUACAACCAGACAGCUGUGAUGGCCAGGAAUCCACCAGAUGAUCCGAUGGCUGACCCAGAGCUCCAUGGAGGGGCAUGGAGCCCCUGGCUGGGGCUGGAGGGGGAUAAUGAAAAGGAGGAGAGCAGGAAAGAAAAGAUGAUAAAGAUUAGGCACUGCAAAUUAUCUAAGUUAAAAGCCCUCUUCAAAAAGGUGGGAUCACGCCUGCAGAGGAAGACCUUAUUCUAAAUGUUUCUUCUAGUAGCAUUAACUGUGCCAAAGGUUCAAUAGUGCCUCAAAGAAGCUAGGAAGUGUUAUCAACAUUUUAAUUACUGUUUUCUAAGGACCACAAUCAUAGAUGGAAUAAGUUAUCUAUCAAAUGUUCCUCUCCUCUUUUCAGUUCAGUUCAGUUCCCUUUUAAUUAUAUAGGACAAAUUCACAGUAGUCACCUGAGUAUUCUGAGUAUAACAUAAGGUAAAGACCCUACAAUAGUUUCGGAAAAUAGAAAAAAAUAGAGUACAAACAUUGGUCAUUUGAGGGCUAUUUGAUCUGAAAGUGUCUUCCCCUUAAAGUAUACUUAGUGUGGGAAUGAAAAAUAGAAAAAAUAUAGACAAGCAGAUAUGCACAUGGGCCAGAUAGACUAGACAGACCUACAGUCAAAUACUGAAGGUCGGCAGAUAAACAGGCAGCCUGAAAGACAAAGCAGACAGGACCGUGUGGCUGGCUGAGCAAGCUGACUCACUCGCUGUCCUGCGGCCAAACUGCAGCAGAGAGACUGUGGGUCAUCGUAGGACUGCUUAGGGAGCAAUGUGCGUGUCACUGUGCAUGUAUGCCUGCAUUCAUGAACAGUUCGAUUAUUAGACAUAGAGAUGGAGUGCGUGCAUGUGGAAGUGAGGCCUGUGGUGACCUCUCAAUGUCUCAUCUCUUAAUCAUCUGAGAGGACCCUUUAAGGAUGCCACAAAAACACCCACAGGGCUUGUUUUUGUCAAAUGUCACCUUGUUCUUUUGUUCUUAAGGGUUAUACAGAUUCUCUUCUGCUUAGAGUAUACCCCCAUGCCUUACCCCCACACAGUGUCCUGUCCCUGCAGCAAACAAACCAACAAAGACUCCAUAGCUGUUGCUUUUCUAGACUUUUAAAUGUCACUUAAACACAUCAUUUUUUGAGUCUUUUAAAUACUUUGACUUGAAUUUCAUUGUUUCAAUAAAAUCUUGAAUAAAGAAGAAAAACAAGAAAAAAUGCUGCAGGGAUACUGCAGAUUAAUUGUUUCUUGCAUCUUAAUUGUGCUCACAUCCAAACCUUAAAAAUUAAUCUAUCACUAAGCAUAAAAUUCAAUAUGUGUGUUUAAUUUAUACAUGAACAUUUACUAGACCUGUUAUUUAAAUUUCAAUGUAUAUGUAUCUAUUUUUUUUUCUCAGUUAGUGCCAAACUGAAUCAUACUGUCUUAGAAAUGAAGCCAACCCCAAAUGUGGGCAGAAAAGCUAUUUUUCACGUCCAUGUGAUGCUUGUUAUGGCUGUUCUGUGAAAAACAUAUUUGUCAUUACAAACACUCUGUAUCUUUAUGCUUGUAUUAUGUGG
Molecule: messenger RNA, 3456 nt
Organism: Oreochromis aureus
Lineage: Eukaryota; Metazoa; Chordata; Actinopteri; Cichliformes; Cichlidae
Product: arylsulfatase I
Exons: 4
Coding region: 423-2129 (568 amino acids)
Source: RefSeq, a predicted model, not a curated record